AAUGUCAGGAAUUUUCCUCAUUACAAAACAACACGUAUAUUUUUGCAGCACGUGUUAUACUUGUCAGAGAUAACGACUGAUGAUGAGAUACGGCAAAAUUACCGGAUAGUUAUGCACGCACUUGCUGCAAAUAAGUAUCACGACAAAGUAUUCGUGACACAAAAUUGUAUAGAUUUUAAAAAUGAACUUGUCAUCUGGAAUAAAAUAUAGUUUCCUGGUGGUGGUUGUGGUACUCAUGCAAAACAAAGUCGUCGUGAGCGAGGAGGCAAUUAAAGUUCAUUUAGCUGAAGGAAGAACGGACCUGGAGGAAUUCGCGUCGAAAUUGGAAAUGACGCUGAACCAGUGGUAUCCUUACAUCAAGGGGCUACUCUCCUCAGAUUCGUCGACGCCCAACUACAGCCCACCUGUAACGAUCAACGUCUUCUUUGAACGAAUGGAGGACAAGUCGACGAUAGCAAUGGCUUCGAGUGAAGGGAGAAUAAUCCUGGGGAACAUUGACUACUAUCAGACUCACCAGCACGAUGUGGGUUCAAUGAUUCAUGAAUUAGUUCAUUUGAUUCAGGAAUAUCCGAAAAAUGUUUGCCCCACUUGGCUGAUUGAAGGCAUUGCAGACUAUGUAAGAUAUUACCACUUUCACCGGCAAGACCAACACACUGAUCGUGUCCGAGGAAAAUUAUUUCUAAUGCCGAGAAAACCAUCGAGAAGGCAAAGUUGGCGAGAUGGAUAUGCAACAACGGCAUUCUUUCUUGAUUAUGUUGUGGCCAAUGUACGAGAGGAUUUUCUCUACUGGAUUAACAAAUCUUGUAGAGACGGUCACUACAGGGAAAGCAUAUGGAAGAAAUUAACGGGGCACAGUAUCAUUAAAUUAUGGAGAAAAAUGAUAAAGAAUGGAUGAUAAAAGUAUGAUUUAUUUAAUUAUUA
Messenger RNA from Folsomia candida, 921 nucleotides. RefSeq lists its product as uncharacterized. The transcript has 2 exons. The record is from RefSeq and is a predicted model, not a curated record. Lineage: Eukaryota; Metazoa; Arthropoda; Collembola; Entomobryomorpha; Isotomidae. Bases 182 to 895 code for a protein of 237 amino acids.